Microdochium trichocladiopsis is the source of this 2685-nucleotide messenger RNA. RefSeq names its product fungal-specific transcription factor domain-containing protein. Bases 1 to 2685 code for a protein of 894 amino acids. Gene Ontology annotation, molecular function: zinc ion binding; DNA binding; DNA-binding transcription factor activity, RNA polymerase II-specific. Lineage: Eukaryota; Fungi; Ascomycota; Sordariomycetes; Xylariales; Microdochiaceae. The transcript has 5 exons. The record is from RefSeq and is a predicted model, not a curated record. Gene Ontology annotation, biological process: DNA-templated transcription; regulation of DNA-templated transcription.
AUGGAGGAGGACAACCAUGCUGCAAGGUCAGGCAGCGCGCCACGACGCUCCGUUUCCGAAACUCCUGCGGCGGGCAAAAAGCACGAGGCUCCAGAGAGCUCGCCGCCCGAUUCGACACACGCGGACGGCGAGUCUGGCAGCGCGGCUGCGAAAUCGUCAGCGGCUCAUGAGAGCCAGUCUAAGAGGCGGAGAGGCCUGGGUGUCGUGACACCCAAUGCGUGCACAGAAUGCCGCAAGAAGCGUGCCAAGUGUGACGGGAACAAACCCUGCGGUCGAUGCAAGUCCCAAAAAGAUGUAGAGUGUGUCUACGAAGUGCCCGUUCGGCAGUCCAAAGAGAACCUACGCACCGAGAUCGAUAGCCUGCGGCGAGAGAAGCGCCAAAGCGAUAGCAUUUUAUCGGCCCUCCAUCGAUCUGACCUUGCUCAAGAAGUGAUCCAGAGGCUUCGCACUGGACACAAGGUCGAAGAUAUCGCGGACUGGCUGAGCGGCUACUCUUCCGCGGAAGUGCCUGGCCCAGUCCCCCCGAUCAGCCAGUUGAGCAAUUUCGGUCGCACGAACGAGCCAAUGACGGGCAUAACAUUACCUCCUCUGGGAGGCUACCUGGGCAUGAUAUCGAGCCCAAGCAGUUUCGCGGCUCCCAUGGCACCUAGUCCUGUUCCGAGUCAACAACACCCCAACCCCUUUCGGAACAGUCAAGACUUCGGUUCGAAUAGUCCUUGGGACUUCUCGUCGCAUAGUCAGGGUUCAGGGCGUAGCGACUCGUAUGCAGAGCACAUGCAGUGGUCAGCCGAGCCGAGGAUGCCCAGGGUUGGUUCUUGGGUGCAGGCGCAAUCGCCGACUGAUAAUAGCCAGCGGUAUCCAGGCGUCGAACAGGUUCUGGCGACACCCGGAGCCCAAUACUCGAAAGCGACACCUGUCAGAUGGACACUAGUCACUCGCGAUGCCGCCCUUGUUCAGCACCUACUUGCGCUGUACUUUUGCUGGGAAUACCCGACUUUUGCAUCACUCAGCAAGGAGCAUUUCCUCACCGAUUUCUGGGCCAGCCGACCGCGUUUCUGCUCGCAGAUAUUAGUGAACGCCCUGCUGGCACUUGGCUGCCGGUUUUCAUCGCACCCGCAUACUCGAGCCGAUCCAAACGACCCUUAUACGUCGGGCGACCACUUCUUCAAGGAAGCCCUACGAUUGUUCCACCAAGAAAAGAACCACCAUAGCCUGACCACAAUCCAGGCACUUGGCAUCAUGUCUAUCCGGGAAGCUAGUUGUGGCCGAGACUCCGAGUCGUGGUAUUAUGCCGGCCAGAGUAUGAGAUUGGCGUUCGAAAUGGGGCUGCACUAUGUGGAUCAAAAUGGGAACGAGGACGAGGUUGCCGUGCAGUCUGCCACAUUUUGGGGAGCCUUUGCACUUGACCAUGCCUGGUCCCUGGCAACAGGCUCGCUCCCGCAGAGCUCGUGUUACCCGCAUUUGCCACCAAAACCAGCGAUUGUCGAUGACGUGGAAGCGUCACAGUGGAAACCCUACACGGAUGACGGGUCUGAUAAUCUUGGCGCGCCACUUCAACGCUCGUGCGAACAGCCAUCAAAUGUGCGCUCCGUGUAUAAGUGCUUCUGUGAGCUGAGCGAGCUUGUACACCAAUCGCUCUAUGUCCUGCACUCGCCAGGCAAGCCGGUGACGAGUCGGGACCUGCUGAGCAUAUAUACCCAAUAUUUGAACUGGUAUGAGAGCAUUCCAGAAGUUCUCAGGUUGGGCCACAAUUUCACCCCGGCUGUGCUCUUCGCCCACAUGUACUACCACUUUGCGAUCCUUUUACUGUUCCGGCCACUGAUCAAGCUGCGGAUCAUUGGCUCGAGCAUCCUGCCUCGAGACGUCUGUUCCCAAGCAGCAGACGCCAUCCAGGGUCUCCUCCGAUCCUACGCGCAGCUGUAUACACUGAGACGCACACCGUCGUUUGUGCCGUAUUUCUUGCUGACCUCAUCGAUCAUGCACCUUGCCCUCGGCGCAAAGUCACCCGAUGAGCAGCAGGACGGCGACGCCUCGGCGUCGCGGACGCCUGGCACGAAGAGCGAGGAGCGGUCGAGUCGUGGGCAGUCUGUCCGGUCCGACUCGGAGACUGACAGGUCUGACGGCAAGCCGAUGCGCGGCGGACUCGGCCGGGGAGGCCUGAUAGACCGACGGGCUGCGCAGGCGCUAGAGCAGGGAAUCUCUGACCUCGAGGAGAUGGCCCCGUGCCACCACUUUGCGGAGCAGGCGCUGCAUAUGCUACGAUAUCUCGCAAAGAAGUGGAAGGUCGAGAUAGACAUCCCGGAGAAGCCGGACGCCGCGCCGGGUGCCUCGGACAAGCUGAUGCGGCCCAACACGAGCGGGCUCAACUUCUUCUCGCUCAACAUGGGCGAGAGCGACUUUGUGUGCGAGUGGCCGGCGGUGCCGGGGGCCGGUGUCAUCCCGAGCGUGGAGGCUCAGAUGGACGAGCUGCAAAAGUUCAACAAAGGGGGCAUGGGCCCGCCGCUGCAGCCCUCGCCGGGCGGAGGAGGUCCCGGGCUACCGUUGAGAGGCGCCUCGUCCGCCGGGCCGAUGGCACACACCGCGGCAAGCAUAGAGAAUCCGCUGUUCUGGCCGUUCCCGAUGCAAGGGCGGCCGAUGUUGCCAGAGGGCAAGCACCUGGAGGAGGCUGGGUUUGCGCAGUUAUAA